Molecule: messenger RNA, 1692 nt
Organism: Salvelinus namaycush (lake trout)
Lineage: Eukaryota; Metazoa; Chordata; Actinopteri; Salmoniformes; Salmonidae
Gene: cpne5b
Product: copine Vb
Exons: 20
Coding region: 1-1692 (563 amino acids)
Biological process (GO): cellular response to calcium ion
Cellular component (GO): plasma membrane
Molecular function (GO): calcium-dependent phospholipid binding
Source: RefSeq, a predicted model, not a curated record
AUGGACAAACUGGGGGACAUGGCCUCGGUUUAUGAGUUCGACCCGAUCACCGGGAACAUUCCCGCUACUAAAGUAGAGAUCACCGUCUCAUGCAGGAAUCUACUAGAUAAAGACACAUUCUCCAAAUCUGACCCAUUGUGUGUGCUCUACACCCAAGGAGUGGAGACCAAGCAGUGGAGAGAGUUUGGGAGAACAGAGGUGAUUGACAACACUCUAAACCCAGACUUUGUCAGGAAGUACAUCCUGGACUAUUUCUUUGAGGAGAAGCAGAAUCUACGCUUUGACUUAUAUGAUGUGGACUCUAAAAGCCCAGACCUAUCCAAACACGACUUCUUGGGUCAAGUGUUCUGUACCCUGGGGGAGAUCGUGGGGUCACCUGCCAGUCGACUGGAGAAACCACUGGGGGGGAUAGCUGGGAAGAAAUGUGGCACCAUCAUUCUGUCUGCAGAGGAGCUGGGAAACUGUAGAGACAGUGCAACGAUGCAGUUCUGUGCCAACAAACUGGACAAGAAGGACUUCUUUGGCAAGUCAGAUCCUUUCAUGGUGUUCUACAGGAGCAACGAAGACGGAACGUUUACUAUCUGCCAUAAGACAGAGGUGGUGAAAAAUACGUUGAAUCCAGUUUGGCAGUCAUUCACCAUUCCUGUCAGAGCACUCUGCAAUGGGGACUUUGACAGAACGAUCAAGAUAGAGGUGUAUGACUGGGACCGAGAUGGCAGCCAUGACUUCAUAGGGGAGUUUACCACUAGUUACCGGGAGCUGGCUCGAGGCCAGAGCCAGUUCAAUGUCUAUGAGGUGGUGAAUAUCAAAAAGAAAAUGAAGAAAAAGAAAUAUGGGAACUCUGGAACGGUGACCCUCCUCUCCUUUUCAGUGGAAUCAGAGUGCACCUUCCUGGAUUACAUCAAGGGAGGGACCCAGAUCAAUUUCACUGUGGCCAUCGAUUUCACUGCGUCUAAUGGUAACCCAUCCCAGUCCACUUCUCUACACUAUAUGAACCCAUACCAGAUGAAUGCAUACGCCAUGGCCUUGAAGGCUGUAGGGGAGAUCAUCCAGGACUACGACAGUGAUAAGAUGUUCCCUGCCUUGGGCUUUGGAGCCAAGCUGCCCCCGGACGGACGGGUCUCACACGAGUUCCCACUGAACGGUAACGUAGAGAACCCCUACUGUAACGGUAUAGAUGGCAUCCUGGAGGCCUAUCACGAGAGUCUGAAGACGGUUCAGCUCUACGGACCAACCAACUUCGCCCCCGUAGUCAACCACGUGGCCAGUUAUGCUGCAGCGGUUCAGGACGGGUCCCAGUACUUCGUCCUCCUCAUCAUCACAGACGGAGUCAUAUCAGACAUGGCUCAGACCAAGGAGGCCAUCGUCAAUGGGGCUAAACUGCCCAUGUCCAUCAUUAUCGUGGGAGUGGGACAGGCUGAGUUUGACGCUAUGGUGGAGUUGGAUGGUGAUGACAUCAGAAUUUCAUCCAGAGGGAAGCUUGCAGAGAGAGACAUUGUCCAGUUUGUCCCAUUUAGAGACUACAUGGACCGGACAGGAAACCACGUGUUGAGUAUGGCCCGGCUAGCCAAGGAUGUCCUGGCUGAGAUCCCUGAUCAGUUAAUCUCCUAUAUGAAGAGUCGGGGCGUCAAACCCAACCCCACACCGCCUCCCUACACACCCCCUGGACACACACACCACACACAGAUCUGA